This is a messenger RNA of Cetraspora pellucida, 1572 nucleotides long. The record is from the annotation of a GenBank genome assembly. Lineage: Eukaryota; Fungi; Glomeromycota; Glomeromycetes; Diversisporales; Gigasporaceae.
AUGUCAAGGAAUACAAACGUAUUAAACACGUACAAUUUUGUAAGUACCUCAAAUGAACAUAGACCGUUUGAUAGCACACAAUAUCGUCUCAUUAUACGGCAACAACCAAAACAGGCUCGAUUAUGUAGUCUGAAAGAACGAGAUCGAAGACCCGUUGAUCCCCCUCCAAUUAUUCAGUUUAAAGUGGAUAGUUGCGGUGAUGAGGCACAGAAUUACCUUCAGAGUCCAUAUUAUUUUAUGUGUGCGAAUCUUGUUCAUCCUUCUAAUAAUAGUGAGCAUUUCGCAAUUUCGUCAAAAUGUCUUGCUGGUACUAUAGUUUCUUCUCUUCACAAACUCAAAGACAUUGAUAAUUCCGAUGGCGGCUUUUUUGUAUUUGGUGACAUAUCCGUACGAGUUGAGGGUCGUUAUCGCUUACGAUUUAGUCUAUUCGAAAUAAUAAAUAACGAGGUCGUUCACAUACAAUCGAUCUUGUCUGAUAUAUUUGAUGUGUAUUCACCAAAGACAUUCCCUGGAAUGUCUGAAUCAACAUUUUUAUCAAGAUCUUUUUCUGAUCAAGGCGUUAGAAUAAGAAUACGUAAAGAACACCGAAUUCAAAUGAAACAACCGCAACAUAAUAGACAUUCGGACAACGCAGAAGGUGAUGACGAUAAUGGUAUCGGUGAUGGUUCAGACGCGUUCGAGAUUUCAAAAAAGAGAAGCAUAAAUUUACCUUCUGCGACGUCUCCGUUGGAUAUGCAACAUUCUGAUACUUCAUAUUAUUUACAACCUUCUCCAAUGACUGAUAGAAAUGUUGAUUAUUCUUCUUAUCCUCUACCGAACAACAACCAUCAUCAUGAACCUGAUACCCAUCAUGUUCAACCUUUACAACGAGAAUAUAGGUGCAAUUGUAUUUCAUGCGGUCAUUAUGAAUUUAAGAGCGAAUCUUUUCAGGAUGAUCCUAUUACUGCUCGUUUAAAUUCCCUUGGUAUUUCUCAAGAUACUAAUGACUAUCCGAAACGCCGAAAGUUGUCAAUUUCAGAAAAAAUGUCUUAUGAUUAUAGGUCAACGUUGCCACCAUUGAUGGAACACUCUGACUCUUUCUCACAUACACAUGAUCAAUCGACUUGUACGAAUGCUACAUUUGAUUAUUCAUCACAAUGUACUGUUUCAAAUUGUCACACGAAUACACCAAUAUCUUCUCAACUAUCUCCAGUUCAUCCAUCUUAUCAUUCCAAUUCUCAAUCUCCCCUUCCAAAAAUACCACAAAGAUCCCGCACAUUACCUCCUCCGCGUGCUGCUCAUAGUCAGUUACCGAAUUCGACAUACAACCCUGCUGUUAGUGUUCGACCUGCAAUACGGUCUGCUUCAAUGCCUACAUUGUCAAACACUUCUCAAUUUUUACCGUCAACGCAGGAACAAUCAACAGUCACUAGAUUGCCACCUAUUAGUGUUUUAACAGAAAAUCUUGAAAUCGAUAAGUUUCAUAAGAAAAAGAAUUUCUCAAUAACCAAAUCUCCUCCACCUUUAACGAUAAAUGACUGGAAUAUUAAGGGCUCAAACUUUUUUCGAUUUAAUCAGUGGCAACAUUAUUAG